Molecule: messenger RNA, 3504 nt
Organism: Pygocentrus nattereri (red-bellied piranha)
Lineage: Eukaryota; Metazoa; Chordata; Actinopteri; Characiformes; Serrasalmidae
Gene: pop1
Product: POP1 homolog, ribonuclease P/MRP subunit
Exons: 16
Coding region: 99-3092 (997 amino acids)
Biological process (GO): tRNA 5'-leader removal
Cellular component (GO): ribonuclease MRP complex; nucleolar ribonuclease P complex
Source: RefSeq, a predicted model, not a curated record
GGUUUUAGCUGCGGCGUGUUGUAGAGGUAGCGUGCUCUGUGCAGUUCGUUUUGCAGAUUGUACCGUGUGAAGUGUCCGUGACCGAGCCAACUUUAGAAAUGUCUGGGGCCAAGGACAGGAUGCGCCACAAGAAAAUGAAAAACCAGCCAAGCAACGUGACAUUCUCCGACAGAGGCUCAGGAGGUCGCAGUUACAACAGACUGGAGCACAUGAGGGGACCGUCACAGCACAGCAGACCACAACAAGGUGGCCAUAGCAGCUGGAUGAUUGGGCGUCAGGAUGGGGGAAUCAUUGCCGACCAGGCCCUGCCCAAGUACAUUACUGCGUCUCUUUUUGCCAAAGCAAGAGCUGCAGAAGUCAACGCCAUGCUGAGGGCUGUUACCAAGACGACAGGCAGUUGUCAUGUGUUUGGCGCUCUCCCGAAGCAUAUGCGGCGACGAUCCAUGAGCCAUAACACCAAGAGGCUGCCCUGCAGAUUGAGAGAGGCAGCACACAGGAUGUUGGCGAGGAGUCAGCAGGCAGGCCAGAAGGAAAAGAAAGAGCAAUCAAAAACCAAAAGUCGCCGUGCCCGCCGACGUCAUGGCAAUUUGCUGCUGGAGUUUAACCGACGACAGAAGAAGAACAAGUGGUUGGAAACUCACAUCUGGCAUGCCAAGCGUUUCCACAUGAUAAAGAGAUGGGGCUACUGCCUUGGAGACAGACCCACAUACAAGUGCUACAGAGCGAGCUACAGGGCUAUGAGCACUGGCUGUCUGCUGCAGGACUUGUCAUACUACUGCUGCAUCGAGCUCCAGGGUCCAGAGGAGCAGCUACUGAGUGCACUCACCAAGCUCACAAGCAAAGACACAGGCCCAACGUUUGCAGCAGUGCAAUGUGUAUCAGGGCAGAGAGAGGGGAGUAUCUUGCUCUACAGGCCUGACCAGUACCCUCAUCAGCCCCUGGGCCCUGUGCACUUUCUAUGGAGACCGCAUAGUGCUAAAUCAACUUACAGACAGCUGUGGAUCUGGGCACAUCCCACAUUAAAGCAGGACCUUCUACCAGAGUUGCAGUCAGUGUGCCAGUGUUUUGAGGCAAUGGCUCCUGCUACAGAGGCAAACACCUCUAAACCCCAGGCAGAACUAGGCCCUGCUGACCACCUGACUGCACCUACCCUUUCAGACCCUAGCUCUAAGCCACAAAAUUCCAGGAAGAGGAAGCAAGAAGGUGGUGGUUAUGAUAACUAUCCUGCCAAAAAGAUCCUGGGUGAUGGUACUCGCUCUCUCAUGACUCCUGUUAGCUGGAAGUCCUCCAAGACUGACAUUGUGAUUAUUGAUCUCUCUAUGGACGUUGUACGCUACCGUCUGAUUGGUCCACUCUCUCACACUGUGCUCACUGAGACACUUCUGCCGGCUACUAAAUGUGAGGUGGAUACAAAAGUGACAUCUCCUUUCUGGUGGCCAGAGCAGUGUAAGAACAAGGAGAGUAUGUCUUUACACGAGCAGCAAGCCGAUGUCUUCCAGUUAUUGAAAGGUCUGCACUCCACGUCAGAGCUGCCAGCAGGGUGUGUCUUGGGGCUUACAGUGGAUGACCCAAGACUGACUCUGCCUAAAAAAAAGGGGAAAGCUGCUUCUGACCUGCAGGGGCCACAAGGUGUUGAGGAGGAGAGAAGGAGAGAACUGGCCCUGAGAGGAAUUCCUGCCCCCUGUGCUAAUAGUGCUCUGUGGGUCCACUCUGUCAGAGACAAUGUGACAAACAACAAGGUUUCGGAGCAGGAUCUGAACAGAAUGAAGAGGGAGUUGUUGGUUCCAGGCUCCAUGUUGCCGACCCCUCCAGAGGGCCGAGUGCCCAUCCUACUGGUUCACCAGGCAGGGAAACAGCACGGGGAGGAACGGCAGGACUGGGGCUGUGGAUGGGAUCUCCUACUACCCAAGGGUUGGGGCAUGGCCUUCUGGGUACCUCUGGUGUACCGUGGUGUGCGCGUUGGGGGUCUCCAAAUGAGCUUGAAACACUCCCAGAAUAAAGGUAUGCCCCACUUCCCCCAUGAUUUCCCAGAUUGCCCCGCAGGCAAUUGCUUCCAGGAGCAGCAGGAGAUUGAGUUGCUGGAAAAGUUUAAGAGGCGUCCUCCCUCCAAACGCACAAAUUACAUCAAACAUGGCUGCCUGGCGCCUUUCCGGUGCCCAUGGCAACAGCUGGCAGAAGAAUGGGAGGAUAUAGUAAAACACAAUGGAGAAAACAGCAAGCCCCAGCCAGCCAAAAUUGAGGGAGCAAUAUCACCUGUAGGAGAUAACAACACAUCCCAAAAAUCUGCUUUCGCUGUGUUGAGGAGCCGUAAGGUACUGAGGCAGAUGUCAUUCUGGUGUCGGCCAUCUUCUGCCCACACUCGGAGAGUGACGCGCAGUUUCCCCACCAUGCUAAAUCAUGCAAUUGCCAUGCAACUGCAGGAACAGUGGAGGCGGUUUCUGGUGUGGGUGCGUAUAUGUGUGCUUGGCAAAGGGCUGCCCACUCUGCAUGCCAUGCUGUGUGUUCCCACUGCAGAAGACCUGCAGCAGCUGCGUGGAGACCCCCAGUGCAGUGGCCCCAAAGAACCCAGACACAAAGACCACAUCCAUCACCUUCUGAAGAAAAGCAAGAGGUGCAAAGCUACUUUAGACUGCUCCUCUGCUGCUAUAAAAGAGGACUCAAGCCCCACUCCUAAGAAAGAACAAGACCCUGGCAUCAACUCUAAAGAAGAACAGCAGUCUUGCCCCACCCCUCCACUUAAAGACACUCAUCUUAUCACCAGCACUACAGUCAAUAAAGAUCCUGCUUUCAUCCUUACUGGUGAAUCAAGUACUGUGAUGGGGAGUGGUGACUUAUCUGGGGUUCUUGAGCGAGGAUUGUGGCCAGAGCCACUGCCCAGUGUAUCAUCCCACUGUUCACGGGUGACCCUGGGGUGGGUGACACAGGGAGAUUUUUCAAUGGCGACAGGUCGUGGGGAGGCUCUGGGUUUUGUGAGCCUAGUGGGGCUCCUGCACAUGCUCCUCAGCCAGCCGGCUGAUAAGCGUGGCACUGUCCUACUACGCAAUCCCUCUUCCCUCCAAUACCGGUUUGCGCAGCUUCAUGUAGAAGCCUGAAGCACUGGAAGGUCACUGCAUUGCACAUCUUUGCCAAGGAUGUAAACUAUUGUACUGCAAAAAAAAAAAGUCCAAAAUAUCUUUGGAACAUAAACACAGCUACACCAUACUCCAGAGCACAUCAGCUGUGCAUGGCAUUCAUGACCUUUAAACUAGGAUUUCCUCAUUGUAUGUUCCUGUGGUAUUAAUGCCUAUUUAUUUAAAGCUAUAAUGGAUGAGUGCUAGUCACAUGUUUAAACAUAUAUUUUUGCUUAAGAUUUUUCUGUUAAACCUAUGUGCAGGUGAUCAUAUUUCACGAACAUAUCUUUUGGAAACGUACUCUUUCUAAAGAGAGUUCCAUUAUUUUGAAAAUAGUUUAAUUGUUCUCUGUUGUGCCUGUUUUUUUUAUUACAAUAAAAUAGUUUUGAGGUUA